Molecule: messenger RNA, 600 nt
Organism: Clunio marinus
Lineage: Eukaryota; Metazoa; Arthropoda; Insecta; Diptera; Chironomidae
Source: the annotation of a GenBank genome assembly
AUGUAUAAAAAAUUAGUUCUUCAAGUAGUGUCGUCCAAAUUUGUGACUAUGCAAUCAACAUCUGUUGAUUUGAUUACCACCUGGACAAUAAAAAUGAAAUUAUAUCGGAUUUUUCCUAGAAAUAUUUCACUUUACCUAUAUUUUGGUAUUGGCGUUACAUUCGAGGCUAUCCUUGCCCGAACUCCAGUUCAAGUGUGUUCAGUUAUUCUUCCUAUGCCUGAUGCAGUAUUUUUCGGAAGCAUUACAAAUCCAUGUUUGGCAGAACCUUGUCAAUUAUCACGUGGAAAUGAUUCGGGUAUACCUAAUGUAGAAUUUAUUCCAAGAACUACUUCAAUUACCAUCAUGACUCGCGUACGUGCAACUGUAUUCGGGAAGAUUAUUUUUAAUCAAGAACUUCCAGCUGAAAUCAUAAAUAAUCCUUGUAGUAUCUUGACACAAAGAUCUUGCCCACUUCCAGCAGGAAUACAGAAGGCUUACCGAUUACAAAUUCCGGUUGAUCCAACAACAUCUCUCGUUACAACAGAUACGGGGAUCACUCAUUUAGAUCACAAUAAUCAAGUCAUAUUCUGCUACAGAAUUGAUACAGCACUUGUUUCGUAA